AUGAGGAUCGGGAAAAACUGCGUGGUUAGUGCUGGUCGGGACGCGUGCUUCAGCCAACUCCAAGAAACUAACGUUCCCCGGGAGAGGCGAACGGACAGGACACCCGUCAGAUGCAGCCCCUUGCCUCCUCACCUCCUCUUUCCCCAGCCUGGGCUACAAUACCCUGCUCUUUCUCUUUGGGUUCCUUCUUUUGCAGAAGCGAAGCCUGCGGGGAUCUCGUUAAUCAGAGAGGGAGGAGAAGAAGAAAAGGGUACACAGCCCGAACCGGAGCAGAGAGCAGCAUCAGCAGGAGGAAGAGAGAUAGGAGCUGAAGAAGAAGCCAAAGAAGGCAGUGGCGGUGGCCCAGGUGCCCCAGGCCUCCUGGAUGUCGGAAGCCACGAGGCCAGCGGCGAUAGUGGCGGAGAACCAGGAGAGCAGGGGCAGGACGAACAGCCCGCCCAAGCCAUUGCCCAUGGUCCACAGCCAGAGGACAGGCAGCAGGUCGUCCAGCGCGCCAUGUUCACCCAGGUGCAGGUGCAGGAGCUGGAGUGAGUUUUCCAUCACAACGCCUAUCCCAACUUGUUGAUGAGACAGGAGAUUGCAAGACGCAUGAAUGUGCCUGAAGCCAGAAUGCAGGUUUGGUUUAAGAAUAGGAGGGCCAAGUGGAGGAGACAACAGAGGGCAUUAAUGUUCAGAAAUAUGCACCCCGUGGCCCUGGGCCCCCCUGUCGUCAUAACCUUGGGGAGACUCUUCAAUGCCAUCCUUAUUCCGCAGCCAGUUUGGAUAUGUGUGCCAGCUCCGCUGCCCCUGUGGCCGCCUCUGCUGCCCAUGCUGCCCUUUCCUCCUCUGCCCUUGCUUCUUGCACCUUUGCCUCCCUGGAGCCGGCACCCAUGUGGCUGGGGCUGGUUCCUUACCCCGAAUGGUCCUUUUGUAGCCCCCAUUUUCUAA
Rhinolophus ferrumequinum (greater horseshoe bat) is the source of this 927-nucleotide messenger RNA. RefSeq names its product Rhox homeobox family member 2B (gene RHOXF2B). The record is from RefSeq and is a predicted model, not a curated record. Lineage: Eukaryota; Metazoa; Chordata; Mammalia; Chiroptera; Rhinolophidae. Gene Ontology annotation, molecular function: RNA polymerase II transcription regulatory region sequence-specific DNA binding; DNA-binding transcription factor activity, RNA polymerase II-specific. Gene Ontology annotation, biological process: regulation of transcription by RNA polymerase II. The transcript has 3 exons.